Molecule: messenger RNA, 519 nt
Organism: Talaromyces amestolkiae
Lineage: Eukaryota; Fungi; Ascomycota; Eurotiomycetes; Eurotiales; Trichocomaceae
Exons: 4
Coding region: 1-519 (172 amino acids)
Biological process (GO): late endosome to vacuole transport via multivesicular body sorting pathway; protein targeting to vacuole
Cellular component (GO): Vps55/Vps68 complex; fungal-type vacuole membrane
Source: RefSeq, a predicted model, not a curated record
AUGGAGUCGGAAACCCGUCUCUGGCGAUUCCAAAAGCCCGAAUGGCUCAAUAAUUCGACUAUCCGAACAGCCGGCGUCUACGUAUCUGGCGCAUUGUUCUCACUCGGCUUCUUCUUCCUCAUCGACGCUUCCGCCUUCAGCGCCAGUGACCGCAACGGCUCAAAUGUACAUGUGAAAUUCGUCGACUGGAUCCCCGGUAUUUGUUCUGCGCUGGGCAUGUUGGUCAUCAACUCCAUCGAAAAGUCGCGUUUGAGUGCCGAUAGUUUUAGUUACAGCGGUACUGGCGUGGCGUGGAAAGCGCGGUUUGUGCUGUUUUUGGGCUUUGCGUUGUUGGCUGGAGGGUUGGCGGGGAGUGUGACGGUCUUGGUUCUCAAAUACGUUAUGAAGAACUACCCAUUGCAGACGCUAUACUUCGGCAUCGCGAAUGUGGUUGCUAACGGCCUCGUUAUGCUCAGCUCUAUUGUCCUGUGGAUCUCCCAGAACAUCGAGGACGAUUAUACAUAUAACCUCGCCCUCUAA